CUUAUUAAAAUCUUUUCUAUUGAAUUAUUUUCCCCCGAUAAAUUUGCAGAAUCUGGAGCUUUUUUUAUUUUCUGCUUCCACACUCCAGACCAGCUGGUGGCGGUAGAGAGCAGUAAGAAAAUGAACAGUGAAGCGGGAGAAGAAGUGGUGUAUAAGUCAGGGGACCAGAGAACAGAAUUGCCCAGUCAAACUGGAGUCCUAACGAAAUCCGCCACAGCGCAACUCGGCUAACGCUUUCGUUGACUUCAUCCUCUUCAGUCCGACCGGAGCCGACAAGAACCGGCUCAGACCAGCAGCACCCGCCGCCGCUAGUGCCGUGUCGCCGUUACCCCGUCUGCGGUGAACCGUUACAGUCCGCCAUGAUGUCGCAAGCGAGGAAGAGGAGCCUUUUUGCGGCGGAUGACGACGAGCCCAUGCCCGCGCCGAAAGUGCACGCCCGCGGGGACGAGGCUCACAGACACGUCGCUGCUCUGGUUCUGGCGAGAGGAGGAAGCAAAGGCAUCACCCUGAAGAACAUCAAGAAGUUAGCGGGUCUGCCGCUGCUGGGCUGGGUCCUGAGAGCGGCAGUGGACUGCAACAUGUUCCACAGUGUGUGGGUGUCGACGGACCACGACGAGAUCGAGAAGGUCGCGAGAGCGUUCGGAGCUCAGGUUCAUCGCAGGAGUGCCGAAGUUUCCCGAGACACUACGUCAUCGCUGGAGACCAUUCAGGAGUUUGUCAGACUUCACUCAGAGGUCGACGUGAUCUGCAACAUCCAGGCCACGUCGCCAUGUCUGCAUCCGUACCACCUGCAGGGGGCGCUGGAGAUGAUCACGCUGCAGGGCUUUGACUCCGUCUUCUCCGUGGUCCGGAGGCACCACUUCCGCUGGCAGGAAGUGAAGGAAGGAAAAAACAAAGUCACCAAGCCGCUCAAUCUGGACCCAGCGAAUCGCCCGCGGCGUCAGGACUGGGACGGAGAGCUGUGCGAGAACGGCUCUUUCUACUUAACCACCAGAGACCUGGUCUUGAAUAAGAACAUCCUGCAGGGCGGCGUGACCGGCUACUACGAGAUGAAGCCGGAGUUCAGCGUGGACAUUGACGUGGACAUCGACUGGCCCGUGGCAGAACAGAGAGUUCUCAGGUAUGGUUACCAUGGUAAGGUGGUUCGCCUCAUGUUCUGCAACAUCUCGGGCUGUUUAACAGAUGGAAGGGUCUUGAUGUCGGGAAGUGGAGAAGACAUGGUGGCCAUUAACACCAAAGACACCGUCGGCAUCCAGAUGCUACAGAGCGAGGAAGUAGAGGUGGUGCUGGUGACGUCCAGCGUGGAUCUCUUGAACAGCGCGCUGGUUGACAAACUGGCCAAGAGGGCGGGCUGCGAAGUCACGAAGGUGGGCGAGGAACCGAUGAAGGAUCUGAAGCUGGUCCUUGAGCGUAAGAAGCUGAAGUGGAACCAAGUGGCCUUCAUGGGUAACGACAAAGUGGACGUCAACUGUCUGAACCUGGCGGGUUUGAGCGCCGUGCCCAGCGACGCCCCGAUCGCGGCCACUGACGCCGCAAAGUACACGUGUCGCAACGUCGGGGGAAGCGGCGCCGUCAGGGAGUUUGGCGAAUACAUUCUGCUCCAAAGAGAAAAGGCAAAAAUGAAGCAGGACAGAAUCGACACGAGCAGCAAAUGAAAGUCUGAGUUUGAGCAGCUUAUGCCCAAUGACAAAAAAAAAAUGCAAAUAUGCACGAGAAAUAGCAGAUAAUGAUUUACAAUCGAACCGUAGUCGUAGUAGUACAUAAUUGGUUCUUGGGGGGGGGGGGGGGAAUGGAAGUUUGUAUUUUUAUGGGUGCUAUCUGUGUCAAAUGUUACGUUUUAUUGGAGGCGGAGCUUCAACGGCCUUGUUAUUUUGAACCAAAGCUAGAUUUGCCGGUCUUUCUCUUUAGCCUCAUGCUAUGGUCAAGCUGUAGACCGCCACAUGACUCGACUCGUUUUACGUCGCCUCGUUGGUUUGUUUAUGUCGCCAGGGCUGGUUUCUACGGUGGCCCUGAAGACUUGACGCGAGUGCAACAGCUUAUAAAAAUUGUGGUACUUCAUACUACUUGUGCAUGUAGUACAAGUAGUAUGAAGACGAACGAUACGGAAACAAGAUGAACCACUGACACCGACAGUUAACUUUAAACGUACCGUAAAGGAGGAUACUGUAAAUCUGUGUUUUGACGUUUUCUGUCCAGAGAACGCUAACGCAUCGCAAUGAAAGCACGUGAAAUAGUCGAGAUAUUUCAGUCGGCGUCCGAUAUGAAGUGAACUUCACUGAAGUGAAUCGGUUGUUAUGUCUUCUCUUUUUGGUUUGAGCUUUUUACUCGUUGAGUAAAAACGUUCUCAACUGUUUCAUUGUCCUGGAGGGCAAAGGCGACUCGGGGAAAACAUUCGUUGGAGUACACCGCGCGUCCUUCUGUUAUUGUUGAUUCUUGACUGUUGACUGUUGCAUGAUGGGAUUGCGUGAAGGUCAAGUACCUGGAGCUCUGUUACCGGUCUUUGUGCUUCCUGUUCGCCCUCUUUGAAAAAGAAAAUGUACAUAGAAAUAUGCUGCAGCGUAAAUUAACACUACGCUCGUUCAAAAAUAGGCUAAAUAACUUAGCAUAGCACAGAAUUCAGCUGUGUAAUUUACAGAGUAGGACUGCUACGCUGCUACCAAAGCUGCUGUUAACAUUAGCGUAGCUUGUUUUUGGUUCAGGGUUCUUGUAACGUUCUUCUUUUUUUUUUUUUUAUCAUUAGGUUGGAAAAUCAAGAACGAAUAAAACAAUUAUGUUAGCUAAGCUGCUGUUAGCAUUAGCUUAGCUUGAUUUCAGGUCAGAAUUCUUCUAGUGUUCACUGUUACAAAGUUUUUGGUUUUAAUUCAUCAAGUUGAACAUGAAGAACAUAAGUGUCAAAAACAAAACAAUUUGGUUAGCUAAGCUGCUGUUAGCAUUAGCUUAGCUUGAUUUCAGGUCAGAAUUCUUCUAGUGUUCACUGUUACAAAGUUUUUGGUUUUAAUUAAUUCAUCAAGUUGAACAUGAAGAACAUGUGUCAAAAACAAAACAAUUUGGUUAGCUAAGCUGCUGUUAGCAUUAGCUUAGCUUGAUUUCAGGUCAGAAUUCUUCUAGUGUUCACUGUUACAAAGUUUUUGGUUUUAAUUACGUAAUUCAUCAAGUUGAACAUGAAGAACAUGUGUCAAAAACAAAGCAAUUAUGUUAGCUAAGCUGCUGUCAGCAUUAGCUUUGCUUGUUUUCAGGUCAGGAUUCUUUUAGCAUUCACUGUUACAAAGUUUUGUUUUUAAUUCAUUUGUUAAAGUUGGCAAUAAUAAAGAACACAUAAGUGUUGAAAACAAUUAAGUUGGCUAAACUUCGGUUAGCAUUAGCUUGUUUUUAGGUCAGGAAUGAUUAUGAGUGUGUGUGUGUGUUUUUUUUGUUUUUGUUACUGUCCACCGUUUAUCCAUAAAACAAUUUGUUUGUUUUUACUGUUUGUUUCCUGUGAAUUAAUGUGACUUAAAGGUUUGAUAAGGACGUUUUUAAGGACUGAGAGGAAUAUUGUGGUGAAAUAAAAAAUAAUUAGUCUUCUGUGUUGAAUGAGGAAAAUA
Messenger RNA from Solea solea (common sole), 3581 nucleotides. RefSeq names its product cytidine monophosphate N-acetylneuraminic acid synthetase a (gene cmasa). Lineage: Eukaryota; Metazoa; Chordata; Actinopteri; Pleuronectiformes; Soleidae. Gene Ontology annotation, molecular function: N-acylneuraminate cytidylyltransferase activity. Bases 360 to 1655 code for a protein of 431 amino acids. The transcript is spliced from 8 exons. The record is from RefSeq and is a predicted model, not a curated record.